AUUUUUUAUUUUGUGGCAAAAACAAGCUCAUAUCAAUUAAAAAUGUACAACUUAAUAAAUCCACAACACAACACUUGUUUUCUGCAGAGAAACCAGCUCUUGAUCCAAGCACCGCACAAAAGUGGACUCUAUCAGUCAAUGAUAUGGAUGACGAUGAUGUGGAUUUGAUAGAUUCAGAUGCACUUUUGGAUGCUGAUGAUCUGAAAAAGCCUGACCCGUCAUCUCUCAAGGCUUCCUGUGGAGAUGACUCCAACAAGAAAAAGAAGGCCUGCAAAAAUUGCGCAUGUGGUCUUGCUGAAGAAUUGGAAAAGGGGAGUACAGCAACUCCAAAAGCCAGCCAGCCCAAAUCAGCCUGUGGAAGUUGUUAUCUGGGCGAUGCCUUCCGAUGUGCCAGUUGUCCAUAUGUAGGCAUGCCUGCCUUCAAACCUGGAGAGAAGGUUCUGCUGGCCAACACUGAUAUAGCUGAUGCAUAGACACUCACUUUUUUUAUUAUUAUUACAUUCCGUUACCAUUCUGCAACAUUGAGGCCCAAUUACAUAUCCAUCUGUGUAAUCAACAGGGAUGCAGUUCAGAGUGUCAUUUGACAAUGUAAUGCACUAAAGUUGCUGAAAAACUGAAACUGUUAUGGCACUGUUUGGUUGUAAAUGUCUCUUUUCAAUCAGAAAAUGGUCAAAAAUAUGAAUAAAUCUCUGCAUUAUAUUAUCACAUCUUCAUGUACAAGAAAGAAAUAUCCACGUCGAGUGUAAUUUGUUUUGUUUGAAAAUCCAAAGCAGCUGCUCGUGUGUUUUGCCUUCUAUAUAGAAUACGGUGACUAUUUUAAGCUAAAAUCAAAUGCUUAAUAAAAUUAGUUAAA
Molecule: messenger RNA, 853 nt
Organism: Sinocyclocheilus anshuiensis
Lineage: Eukaryota; Metazoa; Chordata; Actinopteri; Cypriniformes; Cyprinidae
Product: anamorsin-like
Exons: 4
Biological process (GO): iron-sulfur cluster assembly
Cellular component (GO): cytoplasm
Molecular function (GO): iron-sulfur cluster binding
Source: RefSeq, a predicted model, not a curated record